GGAUAAAAAAGAGUGACUGCUCACUGAUUGGGGCAACCGGGAAGACAACAACGAGCAAGACAGCCGGUACCAAAAAGGGCAAGCUCUGCGUCCGUCUUCGUCCAGAGAGAGAGAGCGAGAGAGAGGAUAUCCCUCCAUUGUUGCUCUGUGAAAGCUUCUCUACAGCUCAUUCCUCUCUCCUCUCUCUCAGCAAUUCACCUCUCGUUCAACCUGAGGUCGUUUCCCCCCUCUCCCCGCCUCAUCCUCAAGCUCCGGCUUUGACAGAGGUUUGACUUCGUUUGCAGCAGAGCCAGAGGUUGGAGUGUUCUGAGAAUGUGAAAGCUGGGUUCUAAGUUUUGCUUAUUAUCGGGGAAGAAAGCGACUCUGAGCGCCUGAGUUGGAGAAAAGCUGUGGAAAUUAAGCAACCUCGACCCCAUAUUUCGGUUCAAUUUUGAAGUUUUGAGUUUUUGCAUUUGGGGGUGGGUGUGGGAGCAAAGAGGAGAGUCGAUCUGUUUUAGAGAAAGGGAGAGAGAGGAAGCAGCGAUUGAGCGAGCUGAUGGCUGAGACAGGUUCAAAAUUUUGGGAUUUGAGAUUACUGGUAGUGGUCGUGAUUAGUGUUCUUCUUAUAGUUUUUGUGCUUGUGUCGACAAAGCCAAGCUUGGGAGAUGAAGCUUUAACUUCUGCUGAAACUGAAGAGGUUGAAUCAGAUUUCAUUGUGAAAGUGCUGAACUUCCUAUGGCAACCUGGACGACUGCGUUACGAACGCGUUUGGCCGAAAAUGAAAUUCGGAUGGAAAAUUAUUGUGGGGACUAUAAUUGGAUUCUUUGGAGCAGCAUUUGGAAGCGUGGGCGGUGUCGGUGGGGGCGGCAUUUUUGUUCCCAUGCUCAAGCUGAUUAUCGGGUUUGAUGCUAAAUCCUCGACGGCUAUAUCAAAAUGUAUGAUCAUGGGUGCAGCUGGCACAUCUGUUUACUACAAUCUUAAGCAAAGGCAUCCCACGCUUGACCUGCCCGUUAUUGACUAUGAUUUGGCACUUCUAUUCCAACCAAUGCUGGUGCUGGGGAUCAGUAUUGGAGUUGCUUUCAAUGUGAUUUUCGCCGAUUGGAUGGUCACAGUUUUGCUGAUUAUUUUAUUCAUUGGUACAUCAACUAGAGCAUUUCUUAAGGGUGUUGAAACAUGGAAGAAGGAGACCAUAAUAAAAAAGGAGGCUGCUAGACGCUUGGAAUCAUCUGGUAAUAAUGGCGCAGAAGUAGAAUACGAACCUUUACCUGGAGGCCCAAGCAAUGACACUCAACCAGCAACCAAAGAAUCUGAAGAAAAAGGGGUCUCUAUUCUAGAGAACAUCUACUGGAAGGAACUUGGCAUUCUUUCUGCUGUCUGGAUUAUAAUCCUUGCAUUGGAGAUAGCCAAGAAUGAGACAACAACUUGUUCAGCAGUAUAUUGGGUAUUAAAUCUGUUGCAGAUCCCUGUGGCAGUUGGAGUGUCUGCCUUUCAGGCAUAUAACCUGUACAAAGGGCGGAGAGUGAUUGCAUCCAAAGGAGAAGCGGGCACCAACUGGCGAGUGCACCAGCUGAUUCUUUACUGUGCUUGUGGCAUACUGGCUGGAAUUGUUGGUGGACUGCUUGGUCUUGGUGGAGGAUUUAUUUUGGGACCUCUGUUUCUGGAGCUGGGAGUCCCCCCUCAGGUGUCAAGUGCCACUGCCACUUUUGCCAUGACAUUUUCCUCGUCCAUGUCUGUUGUAGAGUAUUACCUGUUGAAGCGUUUUCCAGUUCCUUACGCUCUCUAUUUUGUUGCCGUUGCUGCUGUUUCUGCUUUGGUAGGGCAACACUUGGUAAAAAAAUUGAUCAUCAUACUGGGAAGAGCAUCUCUAAUUAUUUUCAUCUUGGCUUUCACAAUUUUUGUGAGCGCAAUCUCACUAGGUAAGCAUGAUUCACUAGGAUGCAACUCCACUCAAACAUCCAAGAUUCUUAUAUUGAACCUUGAAACAGUUGGAAUUAUCAUAAUGGAAGGAUUUCCCACCAUUGUUCUUAGCUCUGAAAUGUUUUUGUUUUGUCCUUUUAACAGGUGGAGUUGGCAUUGCAGACAUGAUUAAGAAGAUUGAGGAGAAGGAGUACAUGGGAUUUGAGAGCCUAUGCUCAAGUGAUGCUUGAUGUUGAAUAUUUCUCUUUUUUUUUUUCCUUCCUCGUCCUUCCUAACCCCUCCAACACACUAGUUUAAAUCUCCUUGUUGCAAUUCUAUCUUUGUAAGCUUCAAGAUUUUCUUGAUAUUUUUGUUCCAAAUUUUGAAUUAGUCGGAUCAAAGAGAUAAUUGUUGCUUUCAGUGCAGCAGCCUCUUAAAUUUUAUGUAUGCUUGGUGUUACGGACCCCAAAAAUGUUGAAAUAUUUUUUAAAAUAUAUGAUAUUAUGGGUUUUCAAA
Molecule: messenger RNA, 2391 nt
Organism: Malania oleifera
Lineage: Eukaryota; Viridiplantae; Streptophyta; Magnoliopsida; Santalales; Ximeniaceae
Product: sulfite exporter TauE/SafE family protein 3-like
Exons: 11
Coding region: 536-2068 (510 amino acids)
Biological process (GO): protein ubiquitination
Cellular component (GO): membrane; Cul4A-RING E3 ubiquitin ligase complex
Source: RefSeq, a predicted model, not a curated record